Pungitius pungitius (ninespine stickleback) is the source of this 6916-nucleotide messenger RNA. RefSeq names its product transient receptor potential cation channel, subfamily M, member 6 (gene trpm6). The transcript is spliced from 40 exons. The coding region runs from base 45 to 5990 and encodes 1981 amino acids. Gene Ontology annotation, molecular function: ATP binding; protein serine/threonine kinase activity; monoatomic cation channel activity. The record is from RefSeq and is a predicted model, not a curated record. Gene Ontology annotation, biological process: protein tetramerization; metal ion transport; monoatomic cation transmembrane transport. Gene Ontology annotation, cellular component: apical plasma membrane; plasma membrane. NCBI's taxonomy places the organism in Eukaryota, Metazoa, Chordata, Actinopteri, Perciformes, Gasterosteidae.
CUGUGGGUCCUGCAUCCACACUGUGAGCCGCUGCCGGCACGCUAAUGAGCUUCACCGCUAAGCCACGAAAGUUGUGGAUUGAGGAGUCCUUCUCCAAGAGAGAGUGUGUGAAGUUCAUCCCUUCAUCUCGCGACCUGCACAGAUGUAUUCCCGUAUGUCAAGUAUGCCAAAACUUGAUCAGAUGUUGUUGUGGCCGCCUGAUCAUGGAGCACCAUUGGCACGAGUCCUUCCCCCCCGUAUCCCUCUAUCCUGGUCCUGGCCUGGAAGAGGACUGGUCCAUAGAGCGCCACACCAAAGCCAGUCCCACCAACGCCUACGGGACCAUAGACUUCCAGGACACCGCCACGCGCGUCUGCCGAGCCAAGUUUGUCCGUGUGGGCGUGGACUCCAAGCCAGAGGUGCUUCUCCAACUCAUGUUGAGAGAGUGGCAGAUGGAGAGACCCAAGCUGCUGCUGACUGUCCAGGGGGGCUCGGAGAACUUCCCCCUUCCCCUUAAAGUCAAGCAGGCCUUCAGCAAAGGGCUGAUGACUGCCGCGCUCAGCACCGGGGCGUGGAUACUCACCGACGGCAUUAACACAGGUGUGUCCAAGUAUGUGGGCGAGGCAGUGAAAACGUUUGGGGGCCACAACCUAAGGAAGAGAAACACCGUCGGCAUCACGCCGUGGGGAGUCAUAGACAACCACAUGGACCUCAUCGGCAGAGAUGUGUUCAGGCCCUACCAGCCACUGGGGAACCCUCUGAGCAAAAGGGCCUGUCUUAAUGGUUUCCACUCACACUUUCUGUUGGUGGAUGAUGGAACGCUGGGAAAACAUGGCUGCCAACAAGGUCUCAGGAGGAAGCUGGAGAAACACAUCCAUCUACAGAAGAUACACCCUCGACUUAACCAAGGCGUGCCUGUGGUGUGUGUGGUAGUGGAGGGAGGCCCUUCCCUCGUGUCCACAGUGCUGGACUACGUUAGCAACGUGCCCCCUGUGCCAGUGUUUGUGUUCGAGGGAUCGGGCAGGGCUGCCGACCUGAUCGCCUUCCUGCACAAGCAGACGUCUGCUGACAGGCCGUUGGAUGCUGAUAUUAAAGAGGACUUCCUCGUCAGGAUUGGAAAUGUGUUCGGGGUUGAGUCAGCAGAAGCUUCUCAUCUCUGCAGUGUCCUUCUGCAGUGUAUGAAUCACCGAGAGUCUAUAACCAUCUUUGACUCUGAGUCGGAGGACCAAACGGCGCCUGAUGCAGCCAUUUUGACAACUAGUCUCAAGGGCACCAAGGCCAGUCCUGCAGAGCAGCUGAGCAUGGCCCUGGCCUGGGACAGGGCUGACAUAGCACAGAAAGACGUGCUGGUGUACGGACAGCAUUGGAAGGUGGGUUCCUUGGAGCAGGCCAUGCUGGAUGCUCUGGUGAUGGACCGGGUCAGUUUUGUCAAACUGCUGAUUGACAACGGCAUGACCAUGAGCCGUUUCCUUACUGUGGAUCGCCUGGAGGAGCUCUAUAACAUGCCACAGGGGCAGACGGGCAGUUUCCUACGCCACCUUGUUGAAGAUGCAAAACAGACUUCUCUUCCCAUAGGUUACCGUCUGUCACUAAUUGACAUGGGCCUGGUGAUAGAGUACCUCAUCGGAGGAGCGUACCGCAGCACCUACACACGGAAACACUUCAGAGCGGUCUACAACAGCCGAUUGGACAAAGAGGCUACAUGGGACAGUUCUGCCUCCGUGUCGAAACAGGGACGGGGAUUCAUUCCAUACUCUACAAGGGGCCGGGCCCUUCAGGACAUGCAAUUAUUUAGAACAGCUCAACCCUACAAAUACAAUUUGGAGCAGGAUAUGUCACCCGGGAGCAGUGGGGAGAUCCCGUCGAGCCCCGGCCUCGGUGACGCUCUGCUGCUGGUUCCUUUCAACUUCAACGACCUGUUCGUGUGGGCCAUACUUCAUCAGCGUCAGCAGAUGGCGCUCUUCCUGUGUCAGCACGGCGAGGAAGUGCUGGCGCGUGCGGCCGUGGCCUUUAAACUCUACCGCUCCAUGGCCCACCAGGCGCGGCUGAGCAGUAUGGACGACAACAUUUCAGAGCGAUUCAAGACACACUCACUAGAGUUUGGUCAGCUGGCGGUGGACUUGUUAGACUGUGCAUUUCGCCAGAAUGAGCAGAUGGCCAUGAAGCUGUUGACUUCAGAGAUGGAGGCAUGGAGUCACUUCACCUGUCUGCAGAUGGCCGUCUCUUCAUGUCAUCGACCAUUCGUCUCCCACUCCUGCACUCAGACUCUCCUCACCGACCUCUGGUCCGGUCCGCUCAACAUGAGGAAAAACUCCUUUGUCAAGAUCAUUCUGAGCCUUCUCCUGCCCCCUGCCAUCUUACUUCUGGAGUUUAAAAGCGAAGCGGAAAUGUGUCACGUUCCACAAUCCCAUGAGGCAAUGCUCUUUGGACUUGAGCCUGUGAAGUCUGCACCACCCGACGAGGGCAGUCGGGAUGCGGAGCGAGGCCUGUCGUCCCGUGGCAGAUGUUUUGGUCACGUGUCAGAAACUGUAUGCUCUACAACGCUGCUCUGUUUUUCCUGGAUCACACGAGUCUAUGACUUCUACGCAGCUCCUGUUGUCAAGUUUUGGUUUCACACAGUUUUCUACUUGGCCUUUCUGAUGUUAUUCUCCUACGUCGUCCUGGUGGAGAUGCAGGAUCUACCCAGUGUACAGGAGUGGCUGGUCAUAGCAUACAUCUUGUCCACUGCCGUGGAGAAAACCAGAGAGGUACUCAUGUCUGAGCCGAGAAAGCUGAGCCAGAAGCUGAAGAUUUGGUUCUCAGAGUACUGGAACAUCUCGGAUGUCAUUGCCAUCCUCUUCUUCCUGACCGGAUUGACCCUGCGUUGGUAUGCUAAUCCGUACAAGACGGCAGGACGGAUCAUUUACUGUCUGGACAUCAUCUUCUGGUUCGUCAGGGUGCUGGAUCUGCUGGCGGUCAACCAGCAUGCUGGCCCUUACCUCACCAUGAUCACCAAGAUGACCAGUAACAUGUUCUUCAUAGUGGUGAUGAUGGCAAUAGUGCUGCUGAGCUUCGGGGUGUCCAGGAAGGCCAUCUUGUCGCCAGAUGAGGAGCCAUCCUGGAGCUUAGCUCGAGACAUAGUCUUCCAGCCCUACUGGAUGAUCUACGGAGAGGUCUACGCAUCCGAGAUUGAUCCGUGUGACGACGGUCAGCCGUGUCCUCCUGCCUCCUUCCUUGUGCCAUUCCUCCAGGCGGUGUAUCUGUUCUUCCAGUAUAUCAUCAUGGUCAACAUCCUCAUUGCAUUUUUUAAUAACGUAUACUUUGACAUGGCAUCAACCUCUAAUAAACUGUGGAAGUACAACCGCUAUCGCUACAUAAUGACCUACCAGGAGAGGCCGUGGCUGCCUCCGCCACUCAUCCUCCUCAGUCACCUGACAUCAGGUGUGAAAGCCAUCUACAGGAAAUUGAUUGGAGAUGCUGAUCAGGAGGAGAGGGGCUCAGGACUUAAGCUCCGGCUGGGCCUUGAGGAUCGCAAGAGGCUCCACGAGUUUGAGGAGAAAUGUGUACAGGCCUACUUCCACGAGAAGAGCGAAGGCCUCCACGGCAGUCAAAUCAACCGGAUCAGAGCCACAGCCGAGAGAGCCGAGGAGAUGUGCACGAUGGUGGGGGAGGUCUCGGAGAAGGUCAUCUUCAUUCAGGACAGCCUGUUGGAUCUGGACUGUCAGCUGGGUCAACUCCAGGACCUGUCGGCUCUGGCCGUGGACACCCUCACUCUGCUCUCUGCUUCGGACAGCCUGCAGCAGGAGGAGGCCCGCCUGGUUCAAUGUCGGCUGAUCACAGCAUCCCGGCACACCCUCCCUCACAGCUGGACCCUCCCUCACAGAAGUGAAGCCGACUGGGAUGUCCUUCAAGUGCGUCAAGUCAUGCCCAGGUCGUGGAAAAGUACCCCGCCUUCUUUUCUGCAGGGUUGUACUCAGGAGUGCAAUGUCGGAGCCAAGGGAAGCAGACAAGGACACAAUGAAGAUGGAGAGGAAGGAGUCAAUCAGUCUGCAACUGUUGCCCACCCCGGGGAGAAUUGGCUGAGCGUCCCUAGACCUUCGUAUCAUGCUUCCUUCUCUCACUUUUACGGAGAUAGUGUUCAUCUGUAUGGUUUCAGGGAUCAGACACCCUGUCAGUCUUCUGGAUCAUCUCCUCUUUCUCCCAGAAGCUUGGAGUCAGCGCAUCAUAAACUUUGGACAUGUGAGCCCCACUUGCAUCCAAGUCAGGAGGAAACAUCCGUGGAAGAGGAGGAAGAAGAAGGACCAAAAGAAGAAGAGCCGGAGGAUAAAAAUACCCACGAAGAGCUGUGUAGUGUAGAAUUAUCCAGAGCCUCUUCCAAUGCUUUCCUUCUGUCUGAGCCUCGAGACGUCUCCGAGGGUUUGGUCAACCCUGCCUUUUCUCAGGAUGAUUGCCGACCAAGUUCUCAGUCCAGACCUUCCAGCCAAAGUGGGAGGACUGUGAAAUCUUCCGGAUGGGCAUGUCCGCCGAGAGACCGCCCCUAUGGCCCCUGCACAUCACUGUCAUCGAGCGUGGAGAACAUCGCUAUCUGUGGAGCGCCCCUCACUCUCAUGAGGGGAUCAUACCCUUUGCUCAACGAAACGAGGGACAACGAGAGUUUGUCUGAUGUAAAGAGUCUCAGGGACGACACAUCACUACUGUGCAGCAGGAGCAAAGAGUGGUCCAAGUCCUCUGACUUCACUCACGUCUCAAGCGGCAAAAGAAAAAGACAUAACAGGAAGACGGUGAAGAUUCAAGAGAGCAGUCCAGAGACUAUUCUGUAUUCCUCGAAGGCAACGACGCAGUCCAAUCUGUCUGGUGCCAGCUGGAGAAAGUACCGGAGAUUGAGAGGAGAGCCGACGUGUUGGUCGGCUUCAACCAGUCUCAGUCAACUCAAUUUUGAAUCAUUGGAUUUGUUGAAAAAGCAGGUGUUUUCCCAACAGGAUGUGUGGAGCCCCACUAACUCGUCAUGGAACAGCUGGGCCCGGUCAAUGAGCCGCAGGUCUUCUUUACAGAGUGGGAUUUCCUCUGAAGCAAAAAACUCCUCAUUCCAGUCCUCCGAAAAUUUGUAUCCCAACUACUCAGCUAUGGAGAGAAACAAUCUGAUGAGACUGGCUCACACAAUCCCCUUCACUCCUGUCUCCAUUCGAGGAGGUGAGGAGGUGAGUGUCUACUCUCUGGAGGAAUUGUCCUCUGAUGUUCACCCAGAAUGUGGCACAGAUUCCUCCUGGUCGACACAAGGCCUGUCUGCCAUGCUGCAGCCCCUCUCCAGUGAAGAGGGCUCUUUGGAUGGGGGUCUCCGGCAGGGCUGCAGGGUGCUGUGUACCUGGGCAGAACGCGACGUGCUUAGACCUGGUCUGGUGUACGUGGUGAAAGCCUUCAGGCCGGAGGUGAUUCGUGCCUGGCAAAGGUACCUCCAUGGUAGUACGGCACUGCAGCUUUGUUUGAGGGAGAUCCAGCAGCAGAGAGCAGCCCAGAAGAUGAUGCAAGUCUUCAACUCCAUCAAACCCGACGAUAUGCAUCACUCACCGAGGUUUCUAGAUGUAGCGCUGAUCCUCUGGCAUUCGAAUGGCCAGUGGCUGACUAUUGAGAGGAACAUGGCCGGGGACUUCAGGAAGUACAACAACAACAAUGGAGAAGAGAUCACCCCCUGCUGUUCACUGGAAGAAAUGCUGCUGGCGUUCUCCCACUGGACAUACGAGUACUCCUGCAGAGAGCUUCUGGUGCUCGAUAUGCAAGGUGUAGGAGAGGAGCUGACUGAUCCAACAGUUAUUAUGGCAGACAAUGAAAGUGGGAGUAGGAGUGAGGUGCAUUUUGGUCCAGAUAACCUCGGAGAUGCUGCUAUCAGCGGUUUCCGGCAGAAACAUUGUUGCGGAGCCUGUUGCCACAGACUGGGCCUAGCAGAUUUAAGAAAAAGUCCGAACAGCUGCAAGAACAGUAGCGAGGCGGAGCCGACAAGAGAAGAAGAACAAGAGGCCGACGAAACCGUGAUGUAACCGCUGACCAAGGAAGUAGGGGAAGAUCCACAUAUGCACUUUUAUCAACACAUGUGAGGCAAGGCAAGGCCGUUUUAUUUGUGUAGCACAUUUCACAGUACAGACCAUGUCUCCUUGAACAGACACAGACACAUGUUCUCUUAAAAUAUGUUCAAAUCUGUUCUCGAGUGUCCUGCUUUGCAGGGAGAGAAGAGAGGGAACUCUAAUCACAAGCAGUCUGUGACAGGACAAUCAAGAUUUUGUCCCUGUAAUUUAAACAAACAAUCUAAUAUAUUGACUGAAUACUGUUGGCAGCAGGGGAGUUUAGCAGGUAUUCUUUAAAAUAAUUAUACUGUGUUGUAUGAAUCAUAAAAGAAAAUAUUGUUAUAUGGUUUUCUAAGACAUUUUUCUGAACUUUGUAUGCAAAUAUUUUGACAUUAAAGUAAUGAGUAUAAUUGUUAUAAUGAACAAGCACCUGUACAUUGUUCAGUUAUUAUAUAAAUAUUUGACCAUGUAUGUGUUAGACAAAAAGAAGGCAGAAAUGCAUCAAUAAAAUUUAUUUUAUUUUUUUCUUCCCACAACAAAGUGUCUACAAAAGCGAUAAAAUAUAGAAUUUUACAAAAAUCACUUCGGACCUUCAUAUUGUAUGUACAUCUCAAAGGAGGACUCGGAGAGGGCCCUGCAUAGCUCUGAACUUCCACCCAUGCUCAUCCAUCAAGUGUGGAUUUGUGACUCUGGAAGCAGACUGCGUCUGUUACUCUCAUGUGAAAACAAGAAAAAAGUCUAGAGCAGAGCUGAUGGUUUCAUAAAGGAGUCAGAGCUUGGAGUCCAGCAGAGUCCCCUUUCUCCAAAUGGAAAAGCAUCAAAUGGGAAAGCUGUUUGUCAGUGUAAUCGAGUUUUCCUCGGAGUUCUCCUUUUUUAAUUUUUUUUUUUUUUCUUCAAGUAAA